Molecule: messenger RNA, 4480 nt
Organism: Anneissia japonica
Lineage: Eukaryota; Metazoa; Echinodermata; Crinoidea; Comatulida; Comatulidae
Product: carbohydrate sulfotransferase 14-like
Exons: 2
Coding region: 858-1871 (337 amino acids)
Biological process (GO): carbohydrate biosynthetic process
Cellular component (GO): membrane
Molecular function (GO): sulfotransferase activity
Source: RefSeq, a predicted model, not a curated record
UAAUAGAGAUCCUGGGUAUAUGCAAUAAGUGUUCUUCCGCAACAAAUCGUUUGGCCUAUAACCGAAUGAAGGCGUGUGAUGUUGCUGUUUAUGUUCUCUUUCACCUCUAAAUCCAUCCAAGCGGUAAAUAAAAUAGUUGUCAGAUAUACCAUUGCGGAAUAAGUAAAUGUACUAAUCUCACGCCUGUGUUGCUUGUGAGUUUAUUCUAGUUGCCGCUUGUGGAUGGUAUUUCAUGAGGUCUAGCUCAUUGCGUCGCUAAUGUCACUUGGUUUUACCCGUCUGAAUGAUCAUUGUUUAUUAUAUGCAGACUGAUAAAUAGAUCGGGCAAAGUGCAUCGUAAGUGUCGACAGAGGUAAUAGUAGGUUGCACUGUCAUCUACAUCGUGAAUUUUCAAAAAGGCAUACAAGUGUUCUCCCAGCGCUCAUCAAUUUAUUCUACAUGCCGACAUUGAUGUUUUUGUUUGGAAUGGUUAGAACCAGUAUAUUACGUAAUCAUUCAUCACAGUUGUGUGUACCAAAAACACAGUGUUUAUACCGAUCCGGUUGCAUGGAGAUGACAUACGUAACGAUUGAGGAUCUGAUUUUAGCUUUAUGGCACAUAUAAGCCAGGAAAUAAGGAGAUAGUUGCCGGAGUCUACUUCCGAUCAUGUCAGUUAAGUUAACCGAAAUGUGAAAGUGUUUGAGCCUACGACGACGAUUUCAAGUACUCUAAUACUGUACUCAAUACAAGCCCUAAGUGAAGUUUACUGUUUAGUAUUGGGAAAAGGCCAUGCAUUGUUUGAUUGUUUACAUGUUUAAUAACUGCAAACAUAACCAUGGUGCUUUCCUUCGUACAAGACAUCCUCUGCUAGCAAAGAAAUGACUCUUAUUCACCUUCGAACGCGGCCAUUUUUUAAAUGGUAUGUGUUGCUUCUGAUUGGAGUGGUAACUAUCAGUACCUACUAUCUUGUAUAUAUUCCGGAAACUGUAGGCCGCCAUAACACUAAGCACAUCAUUCCAGCGAAGACAAGGCCUACUGUAGAUCCUGGUAAUCUAAAAGAGGCUAAGUUAACACGGAGCAUGCGCAAUAAAACAUUGCACACUAUGUGUGCCGGGGAUCCUGCUAGGGGCGAUGUUUGGAAGCUGGCAGAACCAGAUACCGUCUUUCACCAAAUAAUAGUCGACGAACAGCGCAAGUUUUUAUAUUGUUACGUCCCCAAAGUGGCGUGCUCCAACUGGAAACGUGUAAUAAAAUACAUACAGGGCAGUCUGACCGAUAUAAACACAGAAGUAAAGAUGGACCAUAAGAAAGAUUUAGUUUUUUUAGACUCAUUUAGUCAAGAAGAGAUUGAUAUCAAGUUAAAAACGUACUUCAAAUUCAUGUUCGUACGAAAUCCAAUAGCAAGGCUAGUCUCUGCAUACAGAAAUAAAUUCAGGGAGAAUAUAGUGUCGUUCCAUAAACGAUAUGGCGUGCCGAUUGUACGAAAAUAUCGAAAGAACGUAAAUAAUGAUGUUAAGGGUGAUGACGUAACUUUCGAAGAGUUUAUUAGGUAUCUGUUAGAUACGGACACAUCAAAUAUGGAUAUGCAUUGGCGACCAAUGAACGAGUUAUGUCAACCGUGCGCGGUCAAUUAUGAUUUUAUAGGCUCGUUCGAGUACCUCAGUGUAGACGCAAACGAAGUUCUGAAAACGAUAGGCGCCGAGAGCGACACGUUUUUCCCUCAAAGACAAAGAUGGUACAAACCUACAACGCAACAAAAGAUUAGCGAUGAGAUGAGUUCCGUUUCUUUGUAUUAUCUCCAGCAAUUAGUAGAAAAAUAUUUGGUUGACUUUAUAAUGUUUGGAUAUCCGCCACCAAGUUUGAAACCAAUUGUUGCGGGGGAGGAAGAAUAACAUUCCUUAUUGUCAUCUUUAUAAUUUCUAUAGUAGAACAUAAUACGUUAUUGUUUUGUUUAUGAAGAACAAUUGUGUGAUUAAUUCGAACAAGAUUUGUAAUUCACCGAUGAAUCUAUGAAAAAUUUGCGUGGGAUCAAAAAAUGUACUUUUUAACCAUAAAAACUUAUAUACAAGGAUCGGUAAUACAAAUCAUCAAUGAAUGUUGCUGGGCAAUGGCCCGGAUGUAUGGAUCAAAUGUUUUUUUCGCAUUGAUGCUAACUCAGCGUUUGACAUUUUCAGCUGAUUAGCUGGCACCACGGUCGCUGUGUCCAUUAGCAUAAUGCAGUCAAAAGUACUGUAGUACAGUGACGUCAUUACUGUUCCAUCAUGAAGUCAUCGUUACUGCUCCAGAAGAGGCAACAUUUUGUUAUUGUUGUCUUUUAAGGGGUCUGCGACAAAAACCGUGUUAAUGUGGGCCUACCGUAUUGUAAAAUGGGAAAACGAACUAUCAAAAUGUUUUUUAUACCUCCCUGGUUGAAUGGUGACAAGUGCAGACGAUACAACAGCGUCUUCAACAUGCAGUAGGCCUACUUGGAUCGUUUAUUUUUUUUUUCCUGCUUUAUCUAUUUUCAACCGUGUUUCAAUAUGGAAGUUGGUCAUAGACGUUAAAGCAGAAUGAUUAACAUUUUUCGAAAAUGCAGACUCAUUUAAACCAAAGUGUCCUUAAUUAUGACCAAAACAUGUGAUGUGCCUUGUUGGUGACAGCCAAAUGGGAAACAAGUUGGCUGGUCUUAAGUCUUUCAGUCUUCCAUUAAGCUGUUCACACGAUAAACUUUUAUGCAACAAAUUUCUGUGAUUUGUCCAUAUGGGUGUGACAUGACUUCAUCCUACUCACACGGGUAAAUUACAGGUUUGUCACAUACAACUUGAAGUGUAGAAAGCGUUUUAGAUAGUUUUCCAAAAUCUAAACGUAAGCAUUACACGAUGAUUCACCAACCAUACCUAGUUCGAAGUGCGCAUUGUAACUGUUCGUGACGUAAAACGAUCGAUUCUUAGUGCGCAUGCGCAUGAAAAAGUGAACUAUGUAUUAUACAGUGUCAUGUGUAUUAUGCCGUUAUGUUUUGAGAUUUUGAAAACUCCACUAUUGAUAUUUACGUUGACAAUAGAUAAAGUCAUUGUGCGUUUCAUUCAUGGUACAUACUAUACUACUAUCUACAGUUGUUGUGUUGUGUUUGUUUGUUUCUAACUGAUACAGAUAAUCGAUAAACUUCGGCCGCUACGGUAUACUACUAUAAAAAGACUACAGUAUUACUAUGCAUUGAAGGUGGCGCCCUCUCUUUCCUUAAAGUAAUGUUCUGUACAUUGGUACCCCUUAACAUCACAGUAUCGUCAUUCUAUUGUGAAAACGUUAAUAAUUAACCAGUGAAACUACUCUAAUCAAUGCCCCGACUAGUAGUUAAUUGAAGAAUUGUCCUAGUAAAAUGUCUGUGAAUCGACGAAAACUAUUUCAUUCAUAAUUAUAUAUUAAAACAUUUAUUGCUAAUUGAUUUAAUAUGUCUUUGUCGGGUGUUCCUGACUUGAAAGCGGACAGUAAGAACCAAAGAGUACAAAACUACAAGAGAUCCGACUGCCGUGAUUUUGUAUGCAGGCAAUAAAACGUUCAAAAAGUACUGCCACUAAAUAGGGGGCGCCUGAAUUCAAAUAAGAGUUCGAAACUCGAACAUGCACGCACGCAGCACACGUCUGAUCAUCAAACGUCUUUUAAGGCCACGCCCCUUUGUGUAAGUACUCUUUGAAAUAGGAUUGCGUUCCAAUAAAACCACGGCAGCCGGACCUCUUUUUGCAGUUCUAUACUCUUUGGUUGAACAUUCAAAAGGGAGCUUUCGGUUGGUGUGACGGCGUGAAUUGGGCUCGUUGAUAACGGCCUCGUGUUCUCUACACAAUGUAGAUUCUGGCGGACGUACAAACAAGUGAUAGGCCCCCAAUGUGAUUUUGGAAUACACCUAAUGUAUUUGAAUUUUUAAGACUCUUUAACUGGGGCAUGUCAAAGGUUAAGUCGCCUGAACAAGCGGCUUGUACAAUCGUUUGCGGUUUUAUUUUAAAAUAAAUCGUUAUAACUCAACCGUUAAGGUAUUUAGCCAUUAAUAAUAACUAAAUUCAUAUCAGAUCAGUGAUUUACUUUGUAUGUUUAAGUGACAAAACACGGACAGUUGAGACUGCUAAAUAGUUAUUGAAAUGCAUAAAUUUAUGGUAGAAUUAGAUUUGUAUUGCAUUUUUUCAAUAAUAUAAAAUUUGUUUUUGUGUUACCUUAAGUUUUUAAGUGGUCCCCGUAGGUGAGAGUGUGCGUAUUAUUUAUACAAAUGAAGUUGUGUACUGCAUCGUGGGAUAUCUGGAAGCGGAUGUUUACGACAAUAACCGCUAAAAUUGAUAAUGUGUGGGUUAAGGAACUAUCAAAAUGUGGGUUGAAAGUACAGGUAUUCAAAUCUAACAUUUUUGGAAACAGCGCCACCAUGGAAAUGAAACAUUUGCCUCGAAAUAGUUUGUAACCUUCGAAUAUUUGUUUGUGUUUUCAAAGUCUUCCAAUUUGGUAAUUACUAUUUUUGUCGAAUAAAUAUGAACGAACGUAA